Molecule: messenger RNA, 570 nt
Organism: Peronospora belbahrii
Lineage: Eukaryota; Oomycota; Peronosporomycetes; Peronosporales; Peronosporaceae
Source: the annotation of a GenBank genome assembly
AUGAGCAAACCUUCCGAUAAUGAGAUUGCAAAACACGAAUUCACCAAGCUACAGGCGCACUUGUACCAAAGUGUCCACAACAGUCUGACUUACUUGGAUGCACUCAAGCACAGUCUUGGUGAAUACGACCAUAAACAUCACCUGCACCAUUCAACCUCUGCAACGUCGUUCUUUAGUGAUGGUCUCGACCACGCCAAGGAUGCUAUCAAGGAACUGAAGCGUGCAGCUGACCAUGCUCAUACAAAUGUUGGUGUAGCCGACGUCAAGAGGGCUAUGGAGCAGGCGUUCAAUGCACUGUCCGACCUGCAUAAGGUGGCAAACGCUUACGAUACAGAGCAUUCGACGUCCAACAAACACAAUGGUAAAAAUCCUACGACCUCGGAAACGGUAAAGUGGCUUGUGAGCACCACCCGUGAUGCCAAUUUUACUGGCUUUGCACCGCUCCAAAAGCAGAUUAUUGAAGUCCAGAUGACUAUCGGAGAUAUUGAAAAACCAUCGAUCAAGACACGGGCGAAAGAAGCCGUACACAACAUGACCAGCAAGCUGGAAAAGAUAAGAGCUGAACUAUAA